GCCGCCCCCGCCCCCUCCCUCCGCGCCGCCCCGCCCGCCGGCGCCGCCGGGCCCCGCCGCCCCGGUAUGAAGGCGCUCCGACACAAGAUCGAGCUGCUCACAGACCCAGCUACCGGUGAGGCUGAUUUUCCUCCCAUUUUUUAACACUGGGAUUGUGCCCCAGGGGAUCGCAGGGUUGCUUGGUCGGUGGAUCUGCAGGCUGCAGCAUCUCGACUGCUCUGGUGGGCUGCAGGGCUGCUGCUGCAGGAGAUGACCAUGGCGGGGCUGCAUGAGCUGUGCUUCACUGAGGAGAAGCCGUUGCUGCGGGGUCAGGAUGCCGAGCUGGAGAACUCGGAUGUCUUCCUCUCCACUGUGGACACAGACUGGAAGGAACAUGACAUUGAGACCCCCUACGGGCUGCUGCACGUGGUCAUCCGGGGCUCACCGAAGGGGAAUCGCCCGGCCAUCCUGACGUACCACGAUGUGGGCCUCAACUACAAGCUUUGCUUCAACACCUUCUUCAACUACGAGGACAUGCAGGAGAUCACGAAGCACUUUGUGGUGUGCCACGUGGACGCGCCAGGCCAGCAGGCAGGAGCCUCGCAGUUCCCUCAGGGGUACCAGUACCCAUCCAUGGACCAGCUGGCUGCCAUGUUACCCAGUGUGGUGCAGCAUUUUGGGUUCAAGUACGUGAUUGGGAUUGGUGUUGGGGCAGGAGCCUACGUGCUGGCCAAGUUUGCGCUCAUCUUCCCUGACCUGGUUGAAGGACUGGUCCUCAUGAACAUCGACCCCAAUGGCAAAGGCUGGAUUGACUGGGCAGCUUCCAAGCUCUCUGGCCUCACCAGCACGCUGCCGGACACCGUCCUGUCCCACCUCUUCAGCCAGGAAGAGCUGGUGAACAACACGGAGCUGGUGCAGAGUUACCGGCAGCAGAUCGGCAGCGUGGUGAACCAGUUCAACCUCCAGCUCUUCCUCAACAUGUACAACAGCCGCAGGGACCUGGACAUCAACCGGCCUGGGACUGUGCCCAAUGCCAAGACGCUGCGCUGCCCUGUGAUGCUUGUGGUUGGAGACAACGCGCCUGCUGAAGAGGGGGUGGUGGAGUGUAACUCCAAGCUGGAUCCCACCAACACCACCUUCCUGAAGAUGGCUGACUCCGGUGGGCUGCCCCAGGUCACGCAGCCCGGCAAGCUGACCGAAGCCUUCAAGUACUUCCUGCAAGGCAUGGGCUACAUCGCCCACCUGAAGGAUCGGAGGCUGAGUGGAGGCACAGUGCCAUCCGCCAGCAUGACCCGCCUGGCACGCUCCCGCACGGCCUCCCUCACCAGCGCCAGCUCGGUGGAUGGCACCCGCCCACGUCCCUGCACCCACUCAGAGAGCACCGAGGCCAUGGGGCAGAUCAACCACACCAUGGAGGUAUCGUGCUGAGGUCCACACCUGCUGCCGACGUCUCCUCCAGAGCCAUCUCCCAUCUGUCAGCAUCCAGCACCCACCCGCCCCAUGGACAUCCUCCACCAGGGCCCUGGCUCCUUCGGGGUCGAUUCGUCUUCUUUGCCAUUGGCCUCAUCCUCUUGUCUAGUACUGGAGAAGGAGAGGGGCUUCGCUUCACUGCCUCCCAGCUCCAGCUCCUGGCUUUGUCCAGCAGUCACACAUGGUUCUGCAUCGGUCCUCACCCUCCCCAACAUCAGCUUGGCCCUGGCUUGGGAGUAUGGGUGGCAGGUGGACGGGGCCGGGAUGGGGGAGCAGGGGCAGGGUGAUGAGUUGGGGACAGGAUGGUGGGAUGGGGCAGGACAGCAAACUGUGGGCAGGACAGAAGGACAUGGAGAGGACACAGGAGGUAGGCUGGUCCCCCAAGGUCAACCAACGGCUGGCCAAACCAGAAGAAAGACAGAGACAGGGAGCGGCGCUCACUGGGAGGUCACUGGGCCCUUCCUGGGGAUGCAGCUCCCAUUUCUUCCCAACGACCCUCCCUGGGAAGAGCUAGAAUGGGAUCCCACCCCGGGCCUGCUGCCCCAGAGCUAGCUGAGCCUUGUGAGAAAUCACACCCCAAACUGUCUCCUCGCCCUGGUCGUGUACCCCGCGAGCCACCUCGGAGCAUGGGGAGAGGUCUCAGCUCUGAUCCAGAAGCCAUUGGGGCAGGAAGGUGGCAUGGGGGUUCCCCUGCCUCUGCCCUCGCCCGUGGUGGCACUUCCUUAGUCCUUUGUUGCAAGAAGGACAAUCGCCACCUGCCACCAAAAACGCGCUGGGAGGGAAGGGGGGAGCUGUGUCCCCUGACCUGCUCGGUCCCUGCCACACUGGCAGUUCUACUCCCAGCUCUUGGGCUGAGGCCGCCAGGCCUCAGACGCCGCCGGGUUUGGGGAUGUUGCAUGGCAGAUCCCCCUCCAGUUUCGUCCCAGCCUGUGGGUGUCACCACAGUCGAGUCAUUAGCAAUAAGAUGAGACACUCCCCCCCUGCAAUGCCCUCAGUGCCCUCUGCCCCGCAGGGUGCAUCCCCGCAAAGCGCUGGCAGUGUGGGGUGACCCCUGGACCUGGGGAGCACCCCAGUGUUGGCUGGCUUUGCCCACAGGUUGGCUUUGCCCACAGAGCCAGCCAGGCUCACCAUGGCCCCCCAAAUCUACACCCCUCAUCCUCAGCAUCUCGCCCGGGCACCACAUGGGGCUUCUCUCAAGGGCUUGGCUCCCCCAGGGUGUGGGGCCCCCCAUCUGGCCACCGGCUCCGGGUGGAUCCAGCCUCUUGCGCCCGGCAUGGAGAGCCAUGCCAUCGUGUAACCCUGCUGUCGGCCACCCAGCCUCUGCUGCUGCCAGCAGCCUACCCCACAGGCAGAAAAGCCCAGCCCCUCCAGCACCCAGGGUAAGGGAGCCCCUGGCUCUGGCAAUGGGUGCUCAUGUCUUUGCGGGUGGUCCGCAGGGGACCCCAGCAGGGACUUAUGGGGGACCCCCCGGGUGCCACCACUGGGUGAGCAGAACCAGCCUGCUGGGAGCAGGUCCCACCCAGCCCCCCAAAAGCACUGCCCCCCCCCAACCCUGUCCCCACUCCCCAGUGAGGGGCACAGAGGUCCUGGGGCUCCCAGCGGGUGUAUGAGGGCUUUUGGCUCCGAGACCCGUGCCCUGCCCAGCCCCUCCCAUAACACCACCCCAAAACACCAGUGUCCCUAUUUGUCCCCCACUUUGUUCUGCUGUGUGCUUCCUUCUCAGUGUGACUCUGAAAGCUAUGUAGCUCCUUUUUACUGUAGAUACCGCUGCGAUCUCUUGUUUUCUCAGCGUGUCCUUCCAGAUAUAUAUAAAAAUACCUAUACAUAAUAUAUAUAAGGGUUUGUCUGAUCCCUGACCUUUUGGGGUUCAAUUCCCCCUUGCAUUCUCAUCCAAGCAGUGCUGUGUGGUUCUCCUGGAGGUGCUCUGGCCGUACUCGCCUUUGGUUCCUCACCUUGGUUUUGUUGGUCAGUUUGGUUUUCUCUGGUGGUUUGUUCUUUUGAUUUUUCUUGGUUUUCCUUUUUUUCCCGGUCACAGCAGAAUUUAAUGCGUUUUCCUGUCUGAGCAUAACCUGGUUUUGUCAUGGCGGGCGGCAUCAAGGCUGCCACACUCACGAGAUGGCAAUAUGUAAACCGGAUUUAACUAACCUGUUGCUGUAGAGAGGAUUUACUGUGUUGGAAAAAAACCCAACAAACUAAUAAAGAUGUUAAGAACCUGC
This is a messenger RNA of Tyto alba (common barn owl), 3665 nucleotides long. It is a transcript of the gene NDRG4, whose product is annotated as NDRG family member 4. The transcript has 18 exons. The record is from RefSeq and is a predicted model, not a curated record. Gene Ontology annotation, cellular component: cytoplasm. Gene Ontology annotation, biological process: signal transduction; positive regulation of ERK1 and ERK2 cascade; brain development. NCBI's taxonomy places the organism in Eukaryota, Metazoa, Chordata, Aves, Strigiformes, Tytonidae. The coding region runs from base 250 to 1407 and encodes 385 amino acids.